Molecule: messenger RNA, 282 nt
Organism: Lathyrus sativus (Indian pea)
Lineage: Eukaryota; Viridiplantae; Streptophyta; Magnoliopsida; Fabales; Fabaceae
Source: the annotation of a GenBank genome assembly
AUGCCUCUAAAUCUUGAUUUAAACAAAUUUCCUGAAGAAAUUUUGGAUGAUGAAAGUAAUACAGCUUCCAUGAAUUAUUCUUCAAGUUUGAUUAUGGAUAACAACCAAGCAAAUCUGAAUAUUUUUUAUGAAGAACACAUAACAACUUCCAUAAAUCAUUCUCCAAACUUGGCAAAUGUAGCAGCUUUAGACUUUGUUGAAGAUGGAAAUGUAGUAGCUUCCAUGAACUAUUCUUCAAUACUUGGAGAUGGAUUACAACACAACAAAUCAAAAAUUGGUUGA